AUGGCGGCAAUGGCCAGCAAGAGGCUGGGCAAAGAGCUGACGAAGAUUCAAGGCGCACUGCCGCCUGGCAUUUCACUGGUUUCAGCUCCAGACCUGAAGCAAUGGGAGAUGGACAUACGUGUGCUCGACAAUCCAUUAUACAGCCCGGAGGAGGACUAUCGGUUACGGCUCACCUUCUCACAAUCGUACCCGAUUGAAGCUCCCGAAGUCGUCUUCAUUCAACAAGCGUCUCCUCCGCGGCGGAUACCUGUGCAUCCCCACGUCUACAGCAACGGUAUCAUAUGUCUGGACCUCUUGGACAAUCAGGGGUGGAGUCCCGUUCACAAUGUUGAGAGCAUAUGCAUCAGUCUCCAGAGCAUGCUCGCAAGUAACACCAAGAACGAGAGUGAGUAGAGGGCUCCAGACAGGACUUAGUGCUCACUCUAACAGUUGAUCUAGGGCCGCCUGGAGAUGCGGAAUUCGUCAAAUCCAAUCGCCAACGGCCGAGAGACAUCAACUUCCUAUAUCACGAUCCAAAUGUUUGA
Messenger RNA from Lecanosticta acicola, 524 nucleotides. The record is from the annotation of a GenBank genome assembly. Lineage: Eukaryota; Fungi; Ascomycota; Dothideomycetes; Mycosphaerellales; Mycosphaerellaceae.